AUGGCAACGCCGCCGGCGCCGGAGGCUGCGACGGCCGCCCAGGCGUCACCGCAGCGCCUUCGCGAGCUCCUCGACGAGGUUGCGCGGAAGGAGGAGGCGCUGCGGCAGCUCCGCGCGCUCUUUGAGCGGCUGUGCCGGGACUACGAGGUGGAGCAGCGCAACGCGGCGCGGGCCAAGCUGGAGCUCGAAACGCUCCUGACACGGCACGAGACGCAGCAGCAAGAGCUCGUCACCAUGAAGGCCAGGAGCGCCGUGCAAGAGGCGCGAAUCAAGGAGGAGGACGGCGCCUGGGCGCGCCGCACGCGGCAGCUGCGGCAGGAGCUCGCGGCCGCCGUUGAGGAACGCGACGCCCUGGCAAACGAGCGGGAGGCGCAGUGGCAGCAGACGCGGAUGCUGCGCUCACAGCUGGAGGAACAGCAGCGGCAGAGCGCGGCGUCGGAGGAUGCGUGGCGGUGCAGACUCGACGAGGCACGCCGAGAGGCGGCGGUAGAGGCGCAGGCAGGGAUGCGGGAGCGGGAGGAACUGCUGCGACUGCGUGAGGCGGAGUUGCAGCGGGGCGGCUCGCAACUUGAGGGGCGCCUCGCCGAUGCGGCCGCGGAGGCACGGCGCCAGCAGGAGGCGAAAGAGGCGCUUAUGCUGCGGAUAGACGACCUGCAGCGUUCCCUGCGGCGGCAGGAGGCCAUGACGCAGCGCGCGCAGGACGCACUGAGCGUGGAGCAGAAGGCGAAGGCGCAGCUGGGGGAGUACAUGGCACUGGAGCGGCAGACGCACCGCCAGCGGCUGGAGCAAACCGAGAAUAGUUACAAGGCGCAGGUGCAGGAGAUGCAGCGCCUCUGCGAUCAGCACGCGCGCGAGCGCGAGCGGCUGGAGAGUGAGGUGACACGUUGCCAGCGAGAAGCACAGCAGGAGGCGCAGCGCACGCGGGAGCUGUGGCUGCAGCAGAAGCAGCAGCUUGAGGCGACGAUAGAGUCCCUGCGCGGGGAACUGACACGCGCCCGCAUGCGCCUCGACACAGCAGAUGAGUCGCAGCAGCGCGUGGAGGCGCUGCUAGCGCGCAGCAGACGCGAGUUGGAGGCCUCGCAGCAGCAGGAGGCGGUGCUGCAGGAGACCGUCGCCUCCCUGCACAAGGCGGCGGCCAGGCGUGACGCCACCCACCUGCGCCUGGAGGGGGAAGUCGCCCGACUGCUUGCCGCUGUCGCCGAGCGCGAGCGCGAGACGGAGCGGUGGCGGUCGGCGGUGGACCGCAGGGAGUGGCAGUCCAGGCUGGAGGUGGAGCGCGAGCGCGCGCUUCCCGAGCCACUGCCGCCGCCGCCACCGCUGCCGCUGCCGCUGCCUGCGGCUUCCGCCGCCCGCCGGGCCGCUCGCCGCGCCGCUCGCCGCGCCGCUCGCCGCGGGUCACCCCGCAUCGGCCGCUGCAGCAGGCGGAGAGCAUCGACUACACCCCGGCGGGAGGCAGCUCCCCGUCCCGCGUCGAGGCGGAGGAGGAGGAGGAGGCUGAAGUGCUUCGCUCGCUCGUGCAGGAGGUGCUGCAGGGGUGCAUGGCGACACACACGCGGCCCUCCGCACCCGCCUCCAACGCCGCUGCAACUGCUGCUGCUGCUGCGGCGACGACGACGACGACGACCGACCGCCACGUGCAAACCCCGCGGCGCCGGACGAUGGCGUCGCGUGGGCGGCGGCGUGCGCCAGCGGGCGACGCAAACCUUGCGGAGGACUCGCUGCAAAACGGGUCGGCUUCGCCGUCGCCCAUCGCCCGCGCCACACCGCCGCGGGACGUCAGUGCGCCCGGCAGGCGCGCCCCGUUGA
Molecule: messenger RNA, 1806 nt
Organism: Trypanosoma conorhini
Lineage: Eukaryota; Euglenozoa; Kinetoplastea; Trypanosomatida; Trypanosomatidae
Exons: 1
Coding region: 1-1806 (601 amino acids)
Source: RefSeq, a predicted model, not a curated record